Hyposmocoma kahamanoa is the source of this 1355-nucleotide messenger RNA. RefSeq lists its product as uncharacterized. The transcript has 2 exons. The coding region runs from base 1 to 771 and encodes 256 amino acids. The record is from RefSeq and is a predicted model, not a curated record. NCBI's taxonomy places the organism in Eukaryota, Metazoa, Arthropoda, Insecta, Lepidoptera, Cosmopterigidae.
AUGUCGUGGACCAAUGAAAUGUGUUUGGAGUUCCUAGAACUUUACAAGCAAGAACCUAUCCUUUGGAACCCUAAAUACCCGAACGCUCAAAAUAGAAACUCGGUAAUGGAGGCGUGGAGGCGAAUAAAAACGUCAAUGAGCCAACAAGUUUCAAUUGCGGAACUUAAGAAGAAAAAAGAAUCUUUAAUGACUAGUUAUCGGUCAAAUGUUAAGAAAGUACUUGGUACAGGCGGCAAAUACAACGUUCAGUGGUUUGCUUUUGAUAUUAUCAACAGUUUUCUCGCUGACAUAUAUUCACCCACAGUUAAAAAGGACGACAAUAACAUAUCACUCAAAGACAUCACAGAAGAUCAUCAAUACCUAGGCAAUGUGAGUACACAUAGCACUAUGUCAAAUAACAGUGAGGUCAGUACAAAAAAAAUUGUUUAUUUGAAAAGGAAGCCAGAGGAGAAACGCGAAACUCUACAUGCAAUCAGUAAUGGAGAACUAGACGAAUGUGAAUUAUAUACUCGAUUAUUAACAAAUAAAUUAAGAAGACUUGAUGAGCAUCAGAGAGACCUGGCUAUGCAUGAGAUUGAUAAUAUAAUGUUUACAGCGAAAAUGCAAAGUAUGAACUCACAACCUCAUAAUGCGAAUCUUACUACAAACUCGGUGCCUAGAAAAACUAGAUCACCGUUGUUCAUUGUUACACAAGCAACUGAACAAUAUGAUGAAGAAGAUGAAAGUAUACAAUAUCUGGAUGAAGACCCUAUGGAGGAAUCAAAGAAUUAAGUUUUUACUUUUUUGUAAUACCAUGCCGAGGGAAUAAUAAUUAUAUUAUUUAGGUGUGCAUGUUCCAUCGUCGACCUCGUCGUCACUUUCCAUCAGGUGAGAUGGAGUUCAAAUGCGUACACUGAUUUUUUUAUUUAAAAAUAUUGUCUCCCUGCUGGCUGUUCAGCAUUUUUAUGCAACAUACUUAGCAGUACAAUGACUAGUUGAAAGUAUGCAGUAUUUGGAGGUAAACAAUGUGGAGAGAUCAAAGGUUAAACUAAUAUUUUCUACUUCACUCUACGAUAAACAUUCUUUUAAUUAGAUUUUUUUUAAAUUAUUUGACCACCUGAGUUUUUGUGGUUAGUAUGGCGUAAUAGAAUUUUCCAAGUUGAUUUGUAACAUACUAACAAUCUCACAGAACUAGGCUGUGUUACUAGCAUUUGUUGUCGAACAACUCAUCAACUUUUGUUCCAUGCCUUUUAAUAAUUUUAGUCGGGUGCCAAAAUAAAAAUAUUUAAAAUAUAUCGCUCUAAACGGUGGUAACACUGUGCGGUCGCAAAAUAAAGCACCCACCGCCAAAAUUUAUUUUUGUGAAUGACAGCACG